This is a messenger RNA of Helianthus annuus (common sunflower), 3923 nucleotides long. RefSeq names its product phosphoglucan, water dikinase, chloroplastic. Gene Ontology annotation, biological process: phosphorylation. NCBI's taxonomy places the organism in Eukaryota, Viridiplantae, Streptophyta, Magnoliopsida, Asterales, Asteraceae. The transcript has 19 exons. Gene Ontology annotation, molecular function: ATP binding; starch binding; kinase activity. The record is from RefSeq and is a predicted model, not a curated record. The coding region runs from base 233 to 3799 and encodes 1188 amino acids.
CCAUAUAAACAAAUCCACAAAUGUAGGGUCAUGACCCCUUCACAAUUAACACAAAAAAAUCUUUAAUAGCUUUAGAUCUUUAUGGGGAUUUGAUUUGAUAAACCCACUUCUCCACGUGUUCAUCACCAUCUUUCUAUCCUCAGUUCUUGAUCACAAUUCUUCUUCUGUCAGACUCUCUCUCUUUCUAAAGCUUUACAAAUCAAGAGUUUUGAUACAUUUUCAAGAUUCUGUAAUGGAUACUCUGCGUGUGCUCAAUUGUUACUCUGCCACCAAGAAUCCUUCAUCUUUAGAAACCCAUUUAUCAAGGGAAGAAUUCAGAUUCUUUCGUCACAAUAACCGGCAAAGAACUUUUCGCCUUCUGGGGUUUUCUAAGCCGGUAUUUACUGGCCAUAAUUUGGGAUUUCAACACCAAUCGUUUCCCAUUGUUUGUGCUGUCUCCACCCAAACCAGAGAAGGGGAGACAGGGGAAAAAGAGAUGAAGUCGAAGGCACUUCGUGGGAUGGUGCAGCUGAAUCUCCGGUUAGACCACCAGGUUAAAUUCGGUGAGCACGUUGGAGUCUUGGGCUCGACGAAAGAAUUCGGUUCAUGGAAAAAGAAGAAACAGUUAAACUGGACGGAAACCGGUUGGGUAUGCAACAUGGAAUGUAAAGGUGGCGAGACUAUCGAGUUCAAGUUCGUUGUUGAACAAACAGACAAAAGCAUGAUUUGGGAAGGUGGGGAUAACCGCGUAUUGAAGCUCCCACAAUCCGGGAGUUACGAGAUCGUUUUUCAUUGGAAUAUGACUAAUGAGCCUCUGAAUCUGUUGCCUUUGGAUAGCAAUGAAUAUGAGGUGGAAGUGGAAAGUGUAGAUGAGAAAAAAGACGAUAACGGGUCUCUAGUUGUAGAGGGUGCAACGAGCCCGUUUGUGGAUAAAUGGCAAGGGAAAGAAGCAUCGUUCAUGCAAUCAAAUGAGCACGGAAAUAGAGAAAGAGAGAGACACUGGGAUACCUCUGGGCUUGAAGGGGUGGCGUUAAAGUUGGUUGAAGGUGAUAAAAGCGGCAGGAAUUGGUGGCGAAAGCUUGAAGUUAUUCGUGAUCUAGUGGUUGAAAGUAAGGAUGGGGCCGAACGUUUGGAUGCUCUCAUAUAUUCAGCCAUUUAUCUUAAGUGGAUAAAUACGGGUCAAAUUCCUUGUUUUGAGGAUGGGGGUCAUCACAGGCCAAAUAGGCAUGCGGAAAUUUCUAGGUUUAUAUUCCGGGAAUUGGAAAGAAUAUCUAGUAGGAAAGAUACUUCCCCACAGGAGCUACUUGUAAUCCGAAAAAUUCAUCCAUGCUUACCAUCGUUUAAAGCAGAAUUCACUGCAUCUGUUCCUUUAACUCGAAUACGAGACAUUGCUCACAGAAACGAUAUCCCACAUAACCUCAAGCAAGAAAUCAAACAUACGAUACAGAACAAGCUUCAUAGGUGUGCGGGCCCCGAAGAUCUAAUCGCAACUGCCGCAAUGCUUGAAAGAAUCACCAAGAAACCAGGAGAAUACAACGAAGCAUUUGUCGAACAGUUCAAAAUAUUCCAUCAUGAACUUAAGGAUUUCUUCAAUGCUGGAAGCCUUACUGAACAACUUGAUUCGAUUAAAGAAUCUUUUGACGAAAAGGGUAAGUCAAGACUAUCAUCAUUCUUGGAUUGCAAGAAGGCUUUGGACAAUUUCCAAGGUACACCUGAUAUUUUGAAGGGCAAUGGGAUAGAAAUAUUAAUCAAUACCAUACAAUCGUUAAAUGGUCUUAGAGAGAUAAUCACAAAAGGUCUAGAAAGUGGUAUCCGUAAUGACGCCCCUGAUACUGCAAUAGCAAUACGCCAAAAGUGGCGUCUAGCUGAGAUUGGACUUGAGGACUAUGCAUUUGUUCUAAUGAGUAGAUAUCUCAAUGCACUUGAAGCUGCUGGCGGAGCGCAAUAUCUUGCAGAGAAAGUUAGUUCAAAAAAUGUUAACUCAUGGAAUGACCCGAUUGGUGCCCUUGUUGUCGGCAUUCGUCAGCUAGGGUUAUCCGGUUGGAAAUUAGAAGAAUGUAAAGCAAUUGAAAAUGAACUUCUUGCUUGGCAAGAAAAAGGUCUUUCGGAGAAAGAAGGUAGUGAAGAUGGGAAGACAAUAUGGGCAUUAAGGAUUAAAGCCACGUUAGAUAGAUCUAAGAGGCUCAUUGAUGAAUACUCCGAAGCACUUCUGCAAAUUUUCCCUCCGAAAGUUGAGCUGUUGGGCAAAGCUCUUGGAAUCCCGGAGAAUAGUGUGAGAACAUUCACCGAAGCAGAGAUACGUGCGGGUAUAAUUUUUCAGGUUUCCAAACUCUGCACUAUGCUUCUAAAGGCGGUUCGGACCACACUCGGGUCUCAAGGUUUUGAUGUUCUUGUUCCUGGGUUGGCUCAUGGAACUUUGAUACAGGUUGAAAAAAUAAUACCAGGUGCACUGCCAUCAUCUGUUGAGGGACCCGUUAUUCUUGUCGUCAACAAAGCCGAUGGUGAUGAGGAGGUAACAGCUGCAGGGAACAACAUAGUGGGAGUUAUUCUGCUCCAAGAGUUGCCUCAUUUAUCUCAUCUUGGUGUCAGGGCCCGACAAGAGAAAGUUGCGUUUGUGACAUGUGAAGAUGAUGACAAAAUUGCCACUAUUAAAAAGCUUGAGGGGAAGUAUGUGAGGUUAGACGCAUCCCCAUCGGGCGUAAAUGUGAUUCCGUCCACGUUGGAGGACGGAAAUAGUAAUCUUGUUGUGAAGACUUCAUCAGAUGAGACACCGACGGAUUCUGUUCCUAAGCCAAUCUACUCAAGCCAGGGUGUUUCUACCGGCGACAUUAUAGCACUUGCUGACGCAGAUGUACAAACCUCGGGUGCAAAGGCAGCUGCUUGUGGCACCUUAGCUUCUCUGGCUGCAGUUUCUGCUAAAGUUUAUAGCGAUCAGGGAGUUCCAGCAUCGUUUAAUGUCCCAAACGGGGCGGUGAUUCCUUUCGGUACCAUGGAACUUGCAAUAGAAGCAAACAAGUCAACGGAAGUUUUUGUUUCCUUACUGGAACAGCUCGAAACAGCCAAAAUGGACGGUGGCGUGCUCGACAAAUUGUGUACCGAGCUGCAAAAUUUAAUCAGCUCCCUGCAACUUCCGACCCAAAUUCUUGAAAGUUUAGGGAAACUGUUCGAAAAGGAUGCUCGUUUAAUUGUCCGUUCAAGUGCUAAUGUAGAGGAUUUGGCUGGAAUGUCGGCUGCCGGACUGUACGACUCAAUUCCCAAUGUCACCCUUUCGAAUCCUGUGAAUUUCGGAAAGGCUGUUUGUCGGGUAUGGGCUUCUUUGUACACUCGAAGAGCGGUUUUGAGCCGUAGGGUUGCUGGCGUGCCACAAAAGGCGGCUACGAUGGCGGUUUUGGUCCAGGAGAUGCUUUCACCGGAUCUUUCGUUUGUGUUGCACACCGUGAGCCCGACAGACAACGACACUAACUUGGUGGAAGCGGAGAUUGCACCUGGGCUAGGGGAAACGCUAGCGGCUGGCACGAGAGGCACACCGUGGCGGCUUUGUUCUGGGAAGUUUGAUGGGGUGGUUCGAACACUGGCAUUUGCGAAUUUUAGUGAAGAGAUGGUGGUGGGUGGUAUGGUGGAUGGGGAGGUGGUUCAUUUGACAGUUGACUAUAGCAAGAAGCCAUUGACUGUGAACCCUGUUUUCCGGCAACAGUUGGGGCAGAAGCUCGGUGCCGUGGGUCUGUUCCUUGAGCGGAAGUUCGGGUGCGCUCAGGAUGUGGAAGGAUGUGUGGUUGGUAAAGACGUGUUCAUCGUUCAGACUCGACCUCAACCAUUGUGAAGACUUAUGGUUUGUAACGGUGUGUGUAUUUAAGGUGAUUAUGAAGUUAUCAAACUACAACACUAGUCAUGUAAUAAUGUAAUAGAAUAAUCAUAAUGAGUAGAAGUAUCACAGUUGUUAUUUA